This is a messenger RNA of Blepharisma stoltei, 734 nucleotides long. NCBI's taxonomy places the organism in Eukaryota, Ciliophora, Heterotrichea, Heterotrichida, Blepharismidae. The record is from the annotation of a GenBank genome assembly.
AUGUCUAGUAUGCGCACUGUUCAUAUAAAAUCAUUUACCUUUGAUGGGCUUGAUGAACUUAGAGCAAAAAACGUUUCUCCUUUGAGAAAGAAUUUUUCCAAGAAAAGCUUGAAUGUUCCCCAAACUAUAAAGUCUUAUAAGCACUUCAAUGAAAAUUUUCAGAAAAAACAACUAAUCUACUGCUCAAGCGAGUUUAUGCUGAAUUUACUCCAAAAAAGACCAUCAAUUCCUACUAGCGAAAGAAUUUCUAGUCUAAAUUAUAAAUAUAUCAACCCUCAUGGAAUAAUACCAAAAUCUUUUCCGAAUUUGAAACCUCUCAAAACAGAUUGCCUCCCAAAAACUCCCAGAAACUCAAAAGAAGAUUUUAUUUCAUAUAUAAAAGAUAGGCCAAAUACAUCUAGACCUAAAACAGAUGCAAUUCAAGCACCACAGAGGCCUAAAACUGCCAGAAUUUUAUCAAAGCCCUAUACUAAUCCAUUUUCAAUUACGAAGGAAAAAUCAGAAAAUAUCGAAGACACUGAUAUAAAAGAAAGAAAAUCUGACCCGAGACCAAUUAAAAGAAAUAAUCACGAAAAACUAACUCUACAAUUAAUUAAAAAUAUAAAUAAAAAUAGUAUUUUAUUAUAUCGGGGACAAAUUCAAUUAUUUAAUAUCUUGGAGUAAGAAUUGAAAUAAAAAUCCCCAUGUUUACCAAUACUUCUUCAGACGAUGAAAUCACUCCUUAUUCAUCAUAA